This is a messenger RNA of Alternaria arborescens, 1695 nucleotides long. RefSeq lists its product as hypothetical. Lineage: Eukaryota; Fungi; Ascomycota; Dothideomycetes; Pleosporales; Pleosporaceae. The transcript has a single exon. The coding region runs from base 1 to 1695 and encodes 564 amino acids. The record is from RefSeq and is a predicted model, not a curated record.
AUGAAUGUCCCUCCACCUCCUCCAAUGACCAGUACAAAUGGACUUCGAUCGAAUCUGACGCCAGUGGUACCGCGAAGUGCGUCUCUGGAUAAACUGGAAAACGAGCAACAAUCAUUACGAGAUCUUCGUGACAAGUUGUUAGGUACACGAUUCUCUGUGGCCGCGAAGCGGAAGGAGCUUCGCGAUCUCCAUAUACAGACUGGUGUAAAAGACGGAUAUGUCUUCAGCCUCUUGCGCCAAUAUCUUCAUGAUAUAGGUGCAGACAUGCCACAGGAGAUCGAAGAAGCUUUUACUUUCGCAUCCGCAUUAAGGGACCAGCAGGGCCUCUUGGAAGUCGGUUACGAAGAAGCCGAAGACAGUUACAACAGACUGGAAUGGAAGUAUUCCCGCAGAGAGACAAGGUUUGUUGAACAGCUCUUGGACAACAAACUCGUACCAAGUGAUACACUUGACAGAACUCAAAGUGCGGAAAACUUGGAAAUCCUGCAAAUGACCAAUUUUACGGCACCUACUACUGAUGACAAUCCGAGAGUCUCGAGUCUUGCAGCUUCUAGUGAUGAGACAAUCGCUGACUACAUCCUGGAGCCAUCCACGUUUCCAACAAAGCAAGAUUUAGUAACUCAGCAUGGUGCGAGCGUGAGAUUUCCACAAUCCCGCUCUGUACGUAGCAAUCUGAACGACUUGGCAUUGGUCUCAACAAGAGACGCGCGUGAUGUCCAUCCUACACACAAGCAUCUGCAGUGGGUGGAGAAAAUGAGCAAAAUUGACGAAUGGCUGUUCGAUAUCGUGGAUCAUUCGUCUAUCGAGAAGUUGUGUCUAAAAGCGACGUAUGACUUUGGUUUCGCAGACACGGGGAUAUGGUGGGAGCACACCAAAUGGCUUCUGGUUCAAGACUAUUCUACGUAUUUCCAUACUGGCGACUCUACAGUAUUCGACUAUGCCACAGGCCAAUCUCUAUCAAAAUCUCCAGAAGAAGGGCCAAGCUCAGUGCCCUCUAUUGCUGAUUCGUGUAGCACGAGCCAAUUGCUACUCGGCACUCAGUCAACAGGUGUACCAGAUACCGUUACGCUUCCAAGUAUCGUAGAGCCACAUGACUACCGAGAGACAAAUAACCACGCGAAUGUAAUACGCACGUUCCCUAGGGAUACAAGAAAAGAACAAAUGAGCAUAGUGUUGAAGUCCCAAUCACUGCGGUACCGUACCUCAACCAGGAGCAUUGUCACAGACGGUGGCGGUAGCUUGCAUCAUCGCUACUACUCUCAAAAACUUACUCGAUCUCUGUCAUGCAACGAUGCACCAUCAUACAUCGAGCGCGAAGAGGGAGAGCAAACUAGCUGGGACACAGUAUCACCAACUUCACGCCACAAAAGCCGAUUCCAGAGACCACACAAUGGUGAUAGCUUACGGAAGCGACGCACCAUGUCUGUGACCGAGAAGGUAGAUCCUAUGGUACCUACAGUCUUACCGAGGAAUACCAGCAGCACUACAUUUUCGCCGAGCAACUUUCCGCAGCCUGUUUUCGAUCCCGGUAGUCGAAACCGUCGUCGAAGAAUGUCUACCUAUACUACUAUUGAACUUCGUCAAUCUCCGGAGAAAGACUGGUGUACGUCACUAACCACUUCGAAUCUCCAGUUGUCCCAGUCACAACAAACCGAGAGUUCGAAGUCAGCGAUGGAUGGAUGUCUUGUUAUGUAG